Molecule: messenger RNA, 13055 nt
Organism: Mizuhopecten yessoensis (Yesso scallop)
Lineage: Eukaryota; Metazoa; Mollusca; Bivalvia; Pectinida; Pectinidae
Product: protein unc-13 homolog B-like
Exons: 33
Coding region: 1813-6156 (1447 amino acids)
Biological process (GO): synaptic vesicle priming; presynaptic dense core vesicle exocytosis; synaptic vesicle maturation
Cellular component (GO): plasma membrane; presynaptic active zone cytoplasmic component; presynaptic membrane
Molecular function (GO): phospholipid binding; syntaxin-1 binding; calcium ion binding
Source: RefSeq, a predicted model, not a curated record
UAUAUACAUUAAAUCUGGAAAUCAGUCUUCCUUUGGGAAGAUCGAGAAAGCUCUUUUUAAAAAGAUUUAAGCCUGUUAAAAAGACAUUUUCUCAAAAACAUAUUUGCGAAAGAUUUCAAGUACCUGACAAUAGAGAUUCUCCGAUGCUGUUUUCCGGAGAUUUGAGUGGAUUCCACUUGCAAUGUUGCAAACAUAUCCAUCUAUGUUGUAAACGUCAAUUUUUUAUAAAGGAAAAUCAAGGUAGCGCCAUUUCAGUGAGUGAUUUGAAUGGAAGGAUUUCAGUCACUAUAGCCUUGAGAGUCUGCUGGCAAUGUACAUCAAUUUUCAUUUAAACAGUGAUACAUUUCAUCAUUUAGAAAGUGGCUUAAAUUAGCAAUCCAAGAACAAGGUCAUGUGGUGAAAGACAAGGUCAUAUGACAACAAUGUGACCAAGUUUGUUUGAAGGGGCUAUUUUUUUAUUUAUUAGAAAUGACAUACAAAAACCAUGUGAAAAACAAUCUUGGUUAUGUGACUCUGCAGGUAUGGUCAUGAGUAGAUAGGGAAUAGAUGCUUUCUAAAAGCACUCAACUGGAAAUUAGCCCAUCUACAUCACAAGAAAUUUUAUUGGAGAGUAUUGAAUAGGAAAUUAUUUGAGAAAAAGGAUACCACAUCGUCUAACAUUUGAUUCAACAUCUUGGAUUUCAAGAUAUUCUUUGAUAUCAUCUUUUGGAGAAAUGGUUUCAGGAAAUUUAAACGAAUCAAAGAGGAAAAUUAAGAAUUACAACUUGCGGCUACAUUCAGAUCGAAACAUUGUGAAUUCAAAUUUUCAUUGGAAUUUCAUGGAUUCAUACGUAACAAUAUCAUUAUGUUGUGAAAUAAGAAUCAACUAAAAUUGUGACCGAGGAAACUGCAUCGUUACAUGGUAACCACUUAGUGGAUGAUCUCGGAAGUGUUGAUAUUGGUAACAUCAGUAUAGCCACCAGCUGCGAGACAGCGUAUUUAUGUAACAAAUUUUCCCACAUGUUACCUGGAUAUAAGCCUGAUCCUAUGGUUCGUAAUAACGAGAUUUGCCUCGGUGUGGGUCUGUUACAGUGCAGGUCAUUCAGUUUGUGUUUGUGACAUUAGAGAAAAUAAUUUAUAAACAAAAACUGUACUGGACAUGAUUGGCAUGUUUUCGUGUGAAAUCCGUGUCGGUGAACUUCUAAGACUGUCAUUGACAACAUCAUGUACAAUUUUCAGUGUUCGAUAUAUAUAAACAGACUUUCAUGGACAAAACGAUGCUUGAAACCAUUUUGAAUUGUGACAUUUUCUAAAAGGCCAGUUUUGACACUAUAAAAGCCUUUUGUCCUUCAGCAAAUAACACGGGAUACUGUGAAUCUGUCAACAAGUUUUGAUUCAUAUUUCUGAGGACGCGUUUUAUCACAAAGUUCUCAUCUAUUACAAAUAGGAUGUUCUGUUGACCAAAACACAAUAUUCAUAGCCAGAUCAUUGCGUUUGGUAGGUGGGGAAUUGUCGCUUGGUUGCUGAUUGACUACUCUUGAUGGUAUGUUGAUAAUAGGAGCCGGUAAUCUACAACGCAAAAUGAGGUAAUUGAUGGCCAUUCGUAAAACACUGACUCUACAAACAAUUAUGUCGGGAUGUCAAUAAAAUUGGAGUUAAAAUAACCCAAUAGAAUUUAAAUUCAUUUCAAAUAGACAGGUUUUCGAUGAAUGGGCUGUCGGAGACAUGAUAUUGAUGCGAACAUCUUCAUAGCUAUAUUGGUCUGUAAAUGAUUGAUUUAGAAUCGACUGACAUUAAAAAUACUGUGUUGGGUUAGAGGCUUUGUUUAAAACCAUGGGCGGCCUUCUCGACAAGUUAACAAAUUUCAGUUUUAUGAGCAAUGGAGAGGAUCCACGGAGAAACCACAAGGUUAUUGACUACCAAGGGGACAAUACAGAAAUGGAACGAUGGCACACUCCAGCAGAGGGCGCUUACACGCGUCCCUCAUGGUCAAAGGUCAUUCAAAAUGGAUUUGACCAGGCACGACAGAAAACCGUAGGAAAUGCUGCAAUGCCUAUCAAAUUAAAAAGUAACGAACAAAGUAAGAUUACACCUAUUGUUGAGGAAACUUUACGGAGAGCUAAAAUUUCAUCAGAGGAAGCAGAAAAUGAUGAGUCAUCCGUUCUUGAAGAGUACACAGGAAGUGUUCAGUCAUCAGAUCUGGAAAAAAUAAGUAGUGUUACACAAUCUAAGGAUAUUAUCAUCAAUCCAAAUCUGUGCGAUGAAAUUGUGGAGGAAAGUGGAGAGGAUAUUACGGAGACAAAGGGGGAGGAGGAUUUAGGUCUUAGAGGCCUUUAUCGGGGGGACAGCAUGGUUACUGAGGACAGCGUAGUUUAUGAGAGUCCUCUACUGGACGAAACACAGGAGGGAAGUCACCAGGAAGACUGUGGCUGUCAGCCCGGUACUCUGAUGGACGGUGACGUGUCAGACGACCAUGGACACGGGAUACAGCACAAUGGCGGACCUCCAGAGCACAAUCCGUUCUAUACAAGUAUCGACAGUAUGCCAGAGAUCCGAGCUCCACGCAGAAAGUCUGUCUCAUUGGUCAGCGACCUGGUUAUUAAGAUUUCCAGACUGACCAUGCAGGUGAAGAACAGAAAUGCGGGAGUUCCAUCGGCAAUGGUGGCCCGUCAGUCUCUGAAGGACGAAGAACUGAAAAUGCAUGUUUACAAGAAGACCCUGCAGGCGCUGAUCUACCCAAUCUCCAGCACGACGCCCCAUAACUUCGUGGUGUGGACCGCCACAUCUCCGACAUACUGUUUUGAGUGUGAGGGUUUACUUUGGGGCAUGGUGCGGCAGGGUGUGCGCUGUACAGAGUGUGGGGUCAAAUGUCACGAGAAGUGCAAAGACCUCCUUAAUGCUGACUGUUUGCAAAGAGCUGCAGAGAAAAGCUCUAAGCAUGGAGCUGAAGACAAAACUCAUAACAUUAUAAUGGCCAUGAAGGAUAGGAUGAAGAUCCGGGAACGCAACAAGCCGGAAAUAUUUGAUCUAAUUAGGGAAGUGUUCGGGGUAGACAAAAAAUCUCAUAGCGGACACAUGAAGGCGGUCAAACAAAGUGUUUUAGAUGGAACGUCCAAAUGGUCAGCAAAAAUAGCUAUAACUGUGAUAUGUGCCCAAGGACUUAUCGGCAAGGAUAAGACUGGGACUAGUGAUCCGUAUGUAACAGUCCAGGUGGGCAAGGUAAAGAAACGGACAAAAACCGUGCCACAAGACCUCAACCCAGUCUGGAACGAGAAGUUCUAUUUUGAGUGCCACAACUCCUCCGACAGAAUCAAAGUCCGAGUAUGGGAUGAAGACAACGAUUUGAAAUCCAAGUUAAGACAGAAAUUAACUCGGGAAUCAGAUGACUUUCUCGGCCAAACGAUAAUUGAGGUGCGCACGCUGAGUGGUGAAAUGGAUGUAUGGUACAACCUAGAGAAGAGGACGGACAAGUCAGCAGUGUCGGGCGCCAUCAGACUACACAUCAGUGUGGAAAUCAAAGGAGAGGAAAAGGUGGCUCCUUACCAUGUCCAGUAUACGUGUCUACACGAGAAUCUCUUCCACUAUUUAUGUGAGUUGGCAGCUGGAGCAGUCAAACUGCCUGAUGCCAAAGGGGACGAAGCCUGGAAAGUGUACUUUGUAGAGCCGUCCCAAGAAAUAGUAGACGAGUUUGCCAUGCGAUAUGGGAUAGAAUCUAUAUAUCAGGCAAUGACACAUUUUUCAUGUUUGUCUACAAAAUACAUGUGUCCUGGAGUGCCAGCAGUAAUGAGCACACUCCUCGCAAACAUCAACGCAUUCUACGCACACACCACCGCCUCCACAGCGGUCUCCGCCAGUGACCGAUUCGCCGCUUCCAAUUUCGGGAAAGAAAAGUUUGUGAAGCUGUUGGACCAGUUACAUAACUCGUUGAGAAUUGAUUUAUCCAUGUACAGAAAUAAUUUCCCAGCGUCAGAUCGGGCUCGGUUACAGGAUCUCAAGUCGACGGUAGAUCUGCUCACCAGUAUAACAUUCUUUAGGAUGAAGAUCGUGUCAAACCCGGAUGUACAGGAAUUGCCGAGUCCGCCCCGCGCCAGUACCGUGGUCAAAGACUGUGUGAUUGCCUGCAUGAAGUCUACAUACCAGUUUCUGCUUGACAAUUGUUACGAGCUCUAUCAGCGCGAGUUUCAGACAGAUCCCGCGGAAGCUGAGGCAGACCAACAGGGCGGAAACGCCAAUAGCCUUGACCUUCUCCACAAGCUCAUCACUCUGAUCGUGUCUGUGAUCGAAGAGGAUCGGAACAGUUACACGCCGGUCCUCAACCAGUUUCCGCAAGAGCUCAAUGUAGGUCAAGUAAGUGCUGCCAACAUGUGGGCGUUAUUCUCUCAGGACUCCUGCUAUGCUUUACAAGAGCAUGAAGUAGAACGGUCCUGUAAGAGCUCUGAGUAUAUGAAUCUCCACUUCAAGUUAAAAUGGCUUUACACCAAGUAUAUUGCUGAUGUGCCUCAAUACAAGGGGACAGUCCCGGAGUAUCCACAAUGGUUUGAACCAUUUGUAAUGCAGUGGUUGAACGAAAAUGACGAUGUUUCCAUGGAAUAUCUCCACAGUGCCUAUGAACGUGACAAAAAAGACGGGUUCCAAAAGAGUUCCGAGCACUCUCUGUUUUCUACGUCGGUGGUGGAUGUGUUCACACAGCUCAACCAGUGCUUUGAUGUCAUCAAAAAGCUGGAGUGUCCAGACCCUGAAGUGGUUAAACGCUACAUGAGGCGGUUCGCAAAAACAGUCAAUAAAGUACUUCUCACCUAUGCAGAUACAGAGAAAAAAGAUUUUGAAAAGUACACAAACAAUAACCGAGUGGCAUGUAUUUUAAUGAACAACAUUCAACAGUUACGAGUACAGUUGGAAAAAGUGUUUGAAUCCAUGGGAGGAGAGAAGCUGGAUACCGAAGCUUCACAAAUGUUGAAGGAACUGCAGCAAAAACUCAACACUGUGCUGGAUGAUCUCGCUAUGAUAUUUGCCAAAAGUUUGGAACCUCAGAUUCAACAAAGUAUGCAAGAAUUAGGGACUUUAUUAUCCAAAGUGAAAGGUGCAGGCCAGGUCUCCUUGGCCCAACCCAGCCAGAGGAACAGUAUCCAGCAGGAGUCCGAUAUGGUGCUAGGUCCCCUUAUGGACCUUCUUGACGGCAGCCUGACAAUGUUUGCUCAACUCUGCGAAAAGACUGUGCUAAAACGUCUCCUGAAGGAGCUGUGGAGGAUAGUGAUCUAUACAAUGGAGAAGAAAGUUGUGCUUCCGCCCCUCUCAGAUCCUCGACAGCUCCUGCCUCUACCUGGUACAGCCCAAGCUAAGAUAGAAGAUGUGUCCCGUUUGCUAUUCAACAAUGUCAGCCAAUUGCCCAUGAAUGUUCCUAUGAUUCAGGAUAUGUCAAAAGAAGCAGAAAAGAACCUGAGUCCAAAGCAAUGUGCCGUUCUGGAUAUGGCCCUCGACACAAUCAAACAGUACUUCCAUGCUCAGGGUAAAGGGUUGAAGAAGACAUUCCUCGACAAGAGUCAGGAACUCCAGUCACUUCGCUACGCCCUUUCCCUGUACACGCAGACGACCGACACGCUCAUCAAAACAUUCGUCAGUACACAAACGUCGCAAGACCAGCCAAGCAAUGAGGACCCCGUAGGGGAGGUAUCUGUGCAGGUGGAUCUCUUCACACAUCCCGGAACUGGAGAACAUAAGGUCACGGUCAAAGUUGUGGCAGCUAAUGACCUCAAGUGGCAGACGUCCAGCAUGUUCCGGCCAUUUGUGGAGGUCAAUCUGAUCGGGCCACACAUGAGUGACAAGCGCCGCAAACAUUCCACAAAGUCCAAGAGUAACAACUGGUCGCCAAAGUUCAAUGAAACCUUUCACUUUAUUCUCGGGAAUGAAGACGACCCUGAUGCCUAUGAACUACACAUCUGUACGAAGGACUACUGUUUUGCGCGGGAAGACCGCCUGAUAGGUGUGGCGGUCAUGCAGUUGCGUGACAUAGUUGAGCAGGGGAGCUGUGCAUGCUGGUGCUCUUUAGGUCGGCGAGUCCACUUAGACGAAACUGGCUGGACCAUUUUACGAAUUCUAUCACAAAGAACUAAUGAUGAAGUAGCUAAAGAGUUUGUCAAAUUAAAAUCAGAAAGCCGGCAUCUUGAGGAGGUGUCCUGAAGCUCAUUCAGUGAUAUUAGAGUUCAUUAAUUAAUAUUGUAUAGAAUUUUUUGGAAACUUUGCGGUUGAGCUGCCUGACUAAAGAUCUCAUUUUGUUGACCGUUUCAUUGUGUCGCAUUCAGUGUGAUCCUGUCUCUGAUGGCCAGACGGUCAGACGAUCUCACACGACAGGUGCCAAGUCAACAAGUUCAUAUGGAUGUCAGUAUGUCUACAGUGUCACCAGUGAGAUUGAUUUCACUAUAAAGAGAUGUUUGUUAUGUACAGUGUUCCUGUCUAGACAGGUGGUUGUUGUACACAGGUGAUUGCUAUUCACAGGUGCCGAUAUCUUACUACAAAUAAAGACAUUGCACUAGCCACUUCAGACUGCUUGUCACUUAACAGUCUGUUUAUACAGGUGGUUGCACUACACAGGUGUCCUUGUUACACAGUCUAUGAUAAAGACAGGUUAUCACUAUACAAAUGUGGUAGGUAUACACAUGUGGUCACAUAAGAUAGGUGGUCGGUAUACACAAGUUAUCUAUAUACUGAGGUUAUUACACUGUAUAAACUGGUCACUAUUCAAAGGUGGUAAGUAUACAGAGGUAAUUUCACACAAGUGAUCACUAUACAAGGGUAGUCACUUAAACACAAUUGGUUUUUGACUUAAGAUGGUUUCUAUACACAGGGGUCAUUAUACAAAAGUGGUUGCUAUUCAAAGGUGUCCUUGUUGUGCAGUUAACAUAGUGUGCCAUGCUUCCACAAAGUCCUGUGUGAACAGGUCAGCUAGGAUUAUGUUUUGUACAUUUUUGUCAGAUUUAUUUCAUUGUCAAAAUAUUUUUGAAGUAGUAACAUGCUGGUAAGCGGAGACAGAUUUCCUGAAGUACCUAUGGUACUUAACUUGUGUUAAACCAGAAAAAAAUAUAGGGACAUUGGAUUUUUACCUGAAUUGGACCGAAAGUGCUUGCUUUAUAGCUAUCCUGUUCUGUUAAACUAGUUUACGAGAGGGUUGGACUUAUUACAGUAAAUCAUAGAAUAACAAAUGCAAGUCUAAGGGAAAUACGCACAUGGAAAUUAGUGCAAGUCUAAUGGAGAUAACAUAGAGGGACUUGUGCAAGUCUAAGUUUGGCUGUGACUUCAGUAAAAGUUUAUGAGUGUGCAUAUCAAGUAGAUUACUUUGUUGGUUGUAAUAGCUGAUCUCCACAAACUACAUUCCCAUCUACCAUGUUUUCAAACAAGGGGUAAGGGACCAAAACAUUUAUAUAUCAUUUGCUCCUUUCCUUGACAGUAUAAAUCUUUAGACUCCAAUGUGCUAGUCGGGGGUUAUAUUUUGGUUGUGAACAAUGUUUUUCCUAUCAAUAUAUGAUAAACCUUUUACUUUUUAUUUACAUGUACAUGUGUAAAGUCUUAUUUAGCAGGGUACAACAUGAUCUACAUUUCAGUUGGUUUUAUAUUUGCUGCAAACAUUUCAUCAACCAUGAUUUAUCAUUAACAUUUGGAUAUAAAUUUAUUGUGAUCAGUUUUACAUUAAUAGUUCAACCAUCUUUAAUUUGUAAAUAUAAUUUUGGGGGAAUAAAAAUAGCAUACAUAACCUUAUGUGAGUUGUCUCCCUUAUAAAAGAAAUUUUGAUUAAAAUAAAUUCAUUCGUUCUUUAAAAAGAUUUCCUUUUUUUAUGCAAUAAAUUGAACCAUUUAACUUUUCACAAACAUCAAGGUUGUGAAUAAAUUCCUAUCAACAGCUAUUUGUGUAUGAAUUUAAUUUCCUGGGUAGGGAUCCUUUGACCUUAUGGAGAGGGGCCUUUCACUACAUGUCUCAAGGUUUCUCGAAAAUAUGUGCAAUUUCUCAACAAACUUUACAUACAUGUAUUUUGUGUGCUUUUCAAAAAACAUUCCUUACUGAGCAGUUAUUUUGUUUUUUUUACAUACAAUUCCUCAGCAGUGCAAUCUUGUUGUGAUUUGACUUCCAUCUUGUUACCUCUGACAGUUGUGAAAAGAGAGAAUUUGAAAUCCAAUGGUUAUGCUUUACCAGGGUCUAGAAUUUCCUUGAUGCAAGGAAAAUACAUAAUUAUUUAUUUAGUAAAUGUUUCUCACUACUUUAAACUGAGGGAAGUGCCAGAUAGCUCGACUUAUUUACAGAUGUUGAAAGAUAUGAAUAAACGAUGGACAAAAAUAAUUAUUAGGUGUUCAUAGACUAUUAUACCAAAAUGCAUUUUCAUCCAGUCAUGUUUCGUAGAAAAACAGAUUGAAGGACCAAUAGUACGUUAUUAUUCCUAUAACCAAUGCAUCUACAUAUAAAUAUAGAUUUGCCUUCCAAAAAUUAGAGUUACCUCCCUUGGUGAAAUCACAUUUUAUCAAUAAUUAAUUUUAAGAUAUGCAUGUUUAUUUCUGCUAUUGUGAAAUACACUGCUUCAAGUCCAUUAUUUUCAUUUUAAAUAUGUUUUUGGUUUCGGGUAAUAUGUAAAUGUAGUGAUUUAUAAAUAUAAAUAUAUCAAUUUCAAUUUCAUUUAUUCGUUAUUCACAAAACAUUGAACAAAUGUGUUGGGCAUAUCCAUAAACAAUUUAUCAAUGUUUCACUUUUCAUACAUUUUGUAAAAAUUCAGAUAAAAACUCAUUUAAUCAUUAUGUAAAAUCUACCAAGGGAGGUAAAUAAUCAUGAAGAAAGGAUAACUCUUUAUACGGAAAUUAAAAUAAAAUUAUAUUGAACUGAAAACCCAGCAUAACUUAGUGAUAUAAUUAUUAAUUAGAUCAUAUUGCAAUUAAUGAAAUCAUGGUAUGUUUACAUUGUUAUGUUAUUACAGUUGUACCUUUGUAUAAAUGUUUUGGUUGACUAUGCAAUUAUCUUGCAUAAACUAUAGCAACGAUUACCUAGGUUAAGUGGACUGUUCCAAAUCAAUUCCUUGUUUUUCACUUACAAAAUUUUAAUCAGAAAAACUUGGUUAUUUUAUUUCCUUGUUAAUAAGAAAUUAUAUUUGUGGCAUGAAACCACGGAAUUACUAGCAGAUGAAACAAAGUCUAAAGCACCCGUAAAAUUUCAUAAUGAACUAUACUUACCUUUUAAUUGGAAGAGUUCAAAUGUGUCUUCAGGGGUGAAUGAGUUCAUCACUGCAUAUACAGUACAGUAUUUUCACAUGUACUUAAUAUCGUGAACUGCAUGUUUUAUUUGCGAUUAUGUGAAUCCGCAAAUAUUGGAUGCCAUUGAUACUGUUGUAUCGCUGGAAAAAUAAAUAUCAACAAAAAAUUAAGAUAAGCAAAAGAGUUUCUUUUACCAAUCAACAUGAAAAUUGAUCUCUUAUGAAAAAAUUCAGAGAUUUGCUGUGUACAAUUUUGUUUGGUAAAUAUAUAUUCCAUAAUUUCAAUAAUCGCUAAUAUUGAUUGAAAAAAUCUACAAUAGAAUCCAAAGCCCAUAAAAAAACACAGGAAAAUUUAAAGGAUUUUUUUAUUAUGUAUAUUGAUAUAAACAAAAUGAAAAAUGUAUUUUUGUUUAUUAGAAACUUCAUUUUUGACAAUUUAAAUGUGAAAAAACAAGAAAUUGAUUUGGGGCGGCUGAAACAACAUAUUUGGAAAGGGGAGGUAACUGGGUUUGUCUAAUGAUUAAAAAAAGAUGUUUGCUGGUUAAUGGAGAAUGAGAGACUAUAAAAUGUUGUAGAACAAACAUUGAUCUCAAUCUUUAAACAAACCAAGUUAUCAUCUGGAAAUAAUUUACAUUACUAGUUUCAACUUUAAUGUUGAGGUUGUAUUUUUGUGUUAUGUUUCAGUGACACGUGAUGCAUUCCAUUAAUGUGUUGAUUCCACUAUCUGAUUGAUUCGUGUAAAUAGUGUAGAUUGUACAAAAUAUUUAAAGAGAAGCUGUUAGGAAAAACUGGUUUUUAAUUUAAGACUUUUCAAUUACUAAUGUUAAAUUGAUGCCUUUUGUAUGUUUUGAAAAAAGUGUUAAUGUAUUUGUAUCAUAAAAAUUUAAUUAAUUCUACAUAAAAGUACAUGUAUUUGCUGAUGUGUUAGGCCAAAGUGUUUGGUUGAGUCGGGUUUUUUUACUUUUUGUUUUUUGUUUUUGAUGUUUGAAUUGUCUCCCUUUGGAUAUGUGUGUUUCAUUCAUUGAUGAACUACAUGUCAUGUGAUAGAUUAUAGCCAAUCAUGUUGCUGUGAGCUCCAUCCCACAGAUCACAUGUGAUUUGUAAAAUUUUGUUUAAUAACAUCAAUACAGAAUAGCAUGCAGAAGUAGAACAUUGAUAGAUUUUUUUUCUUUCAGACUUAAUUUUGGAUCAUGGCCAAUCAAAAUCAUUCUGGGAGUUUUUCAGUCAAACUGCAAUACCAGACUAUUUAUCAGAACUGUGGUCAACUUCAGAAAAUGCGGUCCAUGUAACAUACCCUGAUGUAUGGAAAUAUUGUUUUGCACAAUGUUUUCCUGUGUGAUUGUUUAAAUUAAUAUCAGGUGGACAAUACAGGCCUUUUGAACCUCUUGUAUAUACAAUAAUUUCACAUGGGUUGAAGGGUACAAUGGUAGUGCUAUAUAGAGCUUCAUAUAGAAAAUAUAUCAUUAAUAUAGGAAAGUCCAGAUUGUGGAAUUGCAUUUAAAUUUACAGCGUUAUUUAACAAUUUAAAAUCUACAUUCCCAUAAGAUUAAUAUAUGGACAUAUUGUUCGCUAAACUUCAAAAUCAUUUAUCUUUGUAGCUUUAUCAAAUUUAAAAAAUUAAAGUAUUUUAUGUAUCUUGAUUCUUUACAAAAAUAUUGACCUUAUCAUUGACCAAGUUUUUAAGCUUAACCAAAAAUAUAUAAAGAAAUAAAAGUGAACAUAUUGGACAGAUGUAUUUUACAUUAUAAUCUUCUUUUUGAAAUAUAAUACAUUUGAACAAAUUUUUUAUUUAGAAAAAACAUUCUUAACUUGAAUUUUUACUAAGUUAUUGAUCUCACAAUAUUCAUUUUGAAGUUUUGUUUUGCGAUUAAUCAAUAUAUACCAAAACUUACAGCUUACAGCAGAGGAUAGCAUCUCCAAUCAGUUCUGAAAUGAUUUAUUACAAAAAAGCCACACAUACCUCCUGUUUAUUUUGUUUACAUGGAAAGAAAUCCCAUUCAUAUUAACUACUCAAUCAUGCCUUAGCCUAUAUUUUAAAAUAUGUUUGAUUAUUUCUUUAUAUAUGAAAUCCAAUAUACUGUCAUUCCAAAAUCAAUAUUGUUAAGUUUUUGUUUAUUUUUUUUAUUUUUAUUUUUCCUUUUGUAUUUAUAUUAAUCUUACCUUUGACCGGCAAAGUGGAACCCUGGAUAUAUUUGAACAUUUCUGGUUUUCCGAUUUAAAAUGUGAUCUGUUAGAAAUUAUUUCAUGGAUGUAUACAAGAAGACUUGUCACUUAAGGUUGUAAGCUUAGUGUAGUUGUGAUAUGUGUAAGAUUUAUCUCCCUUGAUUAUUUUCACCAGUACCAAAUAAUCCAGAAUUAUUUAAAUAUAAUUGAUACAUUUAUUGUCAAAUAAACAAAUUAUUCAAGUCAGAAUGACGAUUUUCAAAAGGUGUUUUGUAGGUUUCCUGAAACAGAACACUAUAUCAUAGUUCAGUUGUAUAGCUUAUUGCAGUGAAAUUAUUUUUAAAAGUCCUAGAAUUUCAAUCAGUGUCAAGAAAUGUCAGUUUUCCAGAUGAUCUUUAUCUAGUAAUCCAGUAUUUUAGACCAACUUGAUCUUGAAAGCUUGAAUUCUGAGUAUCCAAGCCUGGAAAGGUAUUUAUUGUAGGGUAUCUGGUUCUGGCUGAAGUUGGUUCCACUAUAUAUAUUGCCAUGUUCUAUAUAGUUUAUCCUAACUCUAACAUUCCUUCAUUACUUCCUGUUAUGAACAAUAUUGCUUAAGUUUUAUCAUGGGGUGUUUCUAACAUAUUUACCCAGUACUUAUUACAAAAUUUCAAAACUUUCAGCCAUCAUGGUACAUACUAACAUAGUCUUUCUUUUGACCUCAUUAUUGAAAAGAUAAAAAUGAAACGAUCAUGGAUUUUUUGAUUUUUUUUUUGUAAUUUCUACAGUUCCCUGAAAAAUAAAUUAUGUUGUAAAGAACGCAUGUGUAGUGAAAGUAAAUCAAAGCUACAGUGAAAUUUUGUGACCUUAGAAAUUGUUGAAAUACAAAAUAAAUAUUCCAGUGUUCAAAGUUCGUAAUUAAGAGGUAUAAUUAAACAUGUACAGUUGGUUUGGCUGUAUUAAUAAUCAAUUAGCACAAAAAUACGUAAAAAUGUAGUUGAAAUUGCGAAACAUUUUAAGACUGGAAUAUCAUUCCUGCAUCAUUGAAUAAGCAUAACAGAAGGAGACAUGCUAAUUUGAAAAUACAUAUUUCAAGAUUUGAAUUGUAUAUGGUAUGACAAUAUAUUUUAGAAAGUUAAUAUAUAUAUAUAUAUGUACAUAACUUAGAAAACAAAUUUUUCAACAAAGUGCAUCCUAACAUACAGUAGCUAUCUAGAUGCAGUAAAUCUUAGUCAACCUCCCAUAGGACUACAUACAGUUUUCAAUCAAGAAUUCAUAAUUUUUUGUUAUGAGCAUGUUUCUUGUGUAAUAGAGUAUUACAGUUGUAUAUUAGAAUUUCCAUAUAAAAGUCUUUCAGCAAUCUUUUUUAUUAUUCUAUAUGAAUAUAUAUAUGAAGAGUUCUUUUUUCUGUUUUUUAAUUUUAAAUGUUGACGUCAUAUAUAUACAUAUGACAUAGAUCUAAUAUUUAUAUUAUAUAUAUUGAUAAUUCAUACAAAAAUAGUAUCUUUCUAUUGCAAUUGUCAUCCAUCUUGUUUUACGAUCGUGUCGAUUCGUUCUGUAUAGGAGACGUGUAAUUACGGAUGUAGAGAUAUAGGUGUCAAAUCGUUCUGAGUUCCCCGUUUACCACAUCCAUUACAUACAUUAUAUAAAUGCCAUGAUAUCUCGUCAUGUCUUUUUACCUUGUUUGAAUAAAGAUUCCUGCAACAUUGAAUUA